CCACCUGCUCUGACCUGGCAUUUCCUAUGCCUGGUGCCUUUCUUGAACGCAAAGGGUUUUUGCAAGGGGCUAAGCGACAGCCCCUUUGGGUAACCGCUACCCCAUCUUAUGUUCCUAACAGGGCCCACCCACAGUGCCACCAUGAGUGAGGCCUUUGACUGUGCAAAAUGUGGUGAAUCCCUGUAUGGCCGUAAGUACAUCCAGACGGAUGGCGGCCCCCACUGCGUGCCCUGCUAUGACAACACCUUUGCCAACACCUGUGCUGAGUGCCAGCAGCUUAUUGGGCAUGACUCAAGGGAGCUGUUCUAUGAAGACCGCCACUUCCACGAGGGCUGCUUCCGCUGCUGCCGCUGCCAGCGCUCCCUGGCCGAUGAGCCCUUCACCUGCCAGGACAAUGAGCUGCUCUGCAAUGACUGCUACUGCAGUGCCUUCUCCUCACAGUGCUCUGCCUGUGGGGAGACCGUCAUGCCUGGGUCCCGGAAGCUGGAGUAUGGAGGCCAGACAUGGCAUGAGCACUGCUUCCUGUGCACUGGCUGUGAGCAGCCGCUGGGCUCCCAUUCCUUUGUGCCCGACAAGGGUGGUCACUACUGCGUGCCCUGUUAUGAGAACAAGUUUGCGCCUCGCUGCGCCCGCUGCAGCAAGACACUGACACAGGGAGGCGUGACAUACCGUGACCAGCCCUGGCAUCGAGAAUGCCUGGUCUGCACUGGCUGCCAGACACCCCUGGCAGGGCAGCAGUUCACCUCCCGGGAUGAUGAUCCCUACUGCGUGGCCUGCUUUGGGGAACUCUUUGCACCCAAGUGCAGCAGCUGCAAGCGCCCCAUCACAGGUGGGACAAGGGUCAAAAAACAGGGUGGGUAGGGUACAGCCAAGGGAGUGGGAUCUGGUAUUGGGUGAGGUUGAGGGGCAGGACUUAAUCCCAGGAU
Messenger RNA from Trichechus manatus latirostris (Florida manatee), 926 nucleotides. RefSeq names its product four and a half LIM domains 3 (gene FHL3). Gene Ontology annotation, cellular component: stress fiber; nucleus; Z disc. The record is from RefSeq and is a predicted model, not a curated record. The transcript is spliced from 4 exons. The coding region runs from base 109 to 861 and encodes 250 amino acids. Gene Ontology annotation, molecular function: actin binding; transcription coregulator activity. Gene Ontology annotation, biological process: actin cytoskeleton organization. Lineage: Eukaryota; Metazoa; Chordata; Mammalia; Sirenia; Trichechidae.